UUUAGACACUCACAGUAAAAGAAGCUGAAAUCUUCCCCAUGAAUCCUCCCAAGUUUGACAAAAUUGAGGACAUGGCCAUGAUGACCCACCUCAAAGAACCUGCUGUGCUGUACAACCUCAAAGAGCGUUAUGCAGCAUGGAUGAUCUACACCUACUUUGGCUUGUUCUGCGUCACUGUCAAUCCAUACAAGUGGCUCCCAGUGUACGACGCAGUUGUUGUGGCUGGAUACAGAGGCAAAAAGAGGAUUGAAGCCCCACCUCACAUCUUCUCCAUCUCUGACAAUGCCUACCAGUUCAUGCUCACUGGAAAGACUGUCAACACCAAACGUGUGAUACAGUUCUUUGCAACAAUCGCUGUGUCUGGAGCAAGGAAAGCAGAACCUGUCCCUGGCAAAAUGCAGUGUGACAGUCCACUCUUCAGAAAAGUGAUGGUUUGGGAGAUAAUACCUCAGAAGAUCCUGUAA
This is a messenger RNA of Cyprinus carpio (common carp), 464 nucleotides long. Its product is annotated as myosin heavy chain, fast skeletal muscle-like. The transcript has 4 exons. Bases 39 to 464 code for a protein of 141 amino acids. Lineage: Eukaryota; Metazoa; Chordata; Actinopteri; Cypriniformes; Cyprinidae. The record is from RefSeq and is a predicted model, not a curated record.